AUGGAUCAGACAAAAAAUGAUUACAUAUCUCCCAUUCGAAGUAACGAAAGCGAUAUAGAUGAUUCCGAUGCCAAUCAAAAUUUUGAUGUUUCUUCAGACAAAUUAUUCUCAAACAGAUUAAUACCUACAACUAAGAAUUCUUCAUCCAGCAGCAACAUCAGUUCUUCGACUAGUACUGACAGCUCCGACAGUCCAUCUGAGUCUACAGUUUCGAAUAUUGAAGAUAAUGGAGAAAAGAAAGGAAAAAAAAGAGUACGAAAACCUGAGAAUUGGCAGAUAGCGAAGACGAAUCUAGCAAAACAGUCUUCGAUACUCUGGUAA
Diabrotica balteata is the source of this 321-nucleotide messenger RNA. Lineage: Eukaryota; Metazoa; Arthropoda; Insecta; Coleoptera; Chrysomelidae. The record is from the annotation of a GenBank genome assembly.